Mycosarcoma maydis (corn smut) is the source of this 1944-nucleotide messenger RNA. RefSeq lists its product as uncharacterized. The record is from RefSeq and is a predicted model, not a curated record. The transcript has a single exon. Lineage: Eukaryota; Fungi; Basidiomycota; Ustilaginomycetes; Ustilaginales. Bases 1 to 1944 code for a protein of 647 amino acids.
AUGUCACUUUUCGGUGGACGACAAGCGAAAUCCACUUCCAACAAGUUUGGCUGGGGUCGACGCGACACCUCGUCCGCACGUCAGCAGCAAGAGCGCGAAAUGCUCAUCGGCAGAGACGAAUUUGACGAUUCUGACGCCAUCUCGCUGCUGAGCAAUAUUGCGGAUCGUGAUGCUAGGCGUGGAGGCUCUGCUGGUGCGCGACGUCGUGCGCGUGCACGUGCUCGAGCGAAAGCGCAAGGCAGAAUGUGUGGUACUUUCUGGUUCGAUCUCGAGGAUUGGGGUCGAGCCAUGUCUUGUGGCCUGCUCGGAAGAGAUGGAGAGAACGAGGAUAUUGCAGAGGCAAGGAGACAGCGCGCAGCAUCGAUCGGCAGCGUCAUGAGUCGCGGCGCGAGGAGGAACCAUACUGAAUCGUCGACAGCACCAUCCGUAGCUACUUCAAGACACUCUCGCUCGCUCAGCGAUACGAGCACCGACAGUGCAGGCAGUCUAGCGGGCUCAGGAUUUGCCGAAGUCGAUGCAGAUGCGGGCAUGCUGGAUGACGGCGAAAUCGCCCGCUUCGGACAGCCAACUACGUCGGCAGCGGACACAGAAGCUAAAGCCCAAGCCCAAGCUGCUUCUGCCGCUGCGGAAUCGAAUACCCAAGCCCAAGCCCAAGCCCAAGCCCAAGCCCAAGCCCAAGCCCAAGCCCAAGCCCAAGCCCAUGCCGAUGCCGAUGCCGAAGCCGAAGCUGAAACUCUAGCUCGUGCUCGCGCUAGAACGCAAGAAGCCCAGCGUCAAGCCGCCGCCGAACGUCAGCAGGCGCUUGAAGCCGAAGCUGCUCGAUUGUCCAUUGAAGCCGAAGCUGAAGCGCAACGUCAGAAGGAUGAAGAAGCUCGUCUCGCAGCAGAAGAAGAAGCUGCCAUCGCCAAAGCGCGUCGCAAAGCCCAACGCAAAGCUGCCAAAGCUGGACUGUUGCAAUUGCAGCAAGAGACAAAAGCGGCGCAGAGGUGGCGCACCGAGGCUGAAGCCGAAGCCGCAGCUGGUGGCUUUGCUUUUACUGAUGCUGAUCGAGACGAGGUUGAGUAUGGAGCGUAUGCACAACAUCACUCUGAUUAUGCAGACUUUCGCGGGGAGCAAGAGGUGCAGAGCGCAGAGUAUGAUCAGUAUGGUGAUGUCGAGCAAGUGGAUAGAUACUAUGCGGCGACGGUCGAGGAGCGUGGAGCGGGAGGGGUGGUGCACCAUCAUCAUUACUACCACACAACACCACCGGUGGCUGAGGAAGACGAGUUCCACUAUCCGCUUCCGUCGUCAACGUACAACGAUGCCGAGACAGUCAAGCACGAAUCAGAGUCGUCUGCGACCGCAGCUGUAGUGGACCAAGUGUCUGAAGACGAAGCUGACAUUGCUGGGCUUUCGUUUGGGCGCAAGAAGACGCGUCGUGAUCAGGGCGGCAGUGCGGGCAGUCGCAGCGGUAGCGGCUUGAGACCUGCCUAUACGGCGGGCGGUUCAUCCUCGGGUGGCAGUGGGUCAGGGCUACGUGCAGCGCCCACCUCGGCCUCUUCAUCCUCCGGCAGCCGCGCAGCGUACCGCGAUCGACCUCGACGCCAUGAACGUACCAACUCGACCUCCUCCUCGGGGCUCUUGUCUCACCACUCUUCCAACCCUCUUCACGCGAGAACCGCGCCAUCCACUGCAGCGACGAGCAUCGCAUCCCCCAGCAUACUGCCCAACCUGUACGAGUCGCAGCCUAUCUACGCGCGCGAACCCGACGCCCACAACAUCGCACAUCCCCACCUCGCUGAUCCCGAUGUAGACACUAACGAGUUCGGCGUCAUCGCCGCCACAACACACAAAGCCGGCGCAGUAAGGCUCAAGAAAUCCUACAGAAAUAAGAGACAGCUCCAACCAGCUCAACAGCCCACCCAGACCGACAAUGAACAGUUCCAGGGCUUCCCCGGCUUCUAA